UGUUUAGUGAUUUGAACAAUCUGACACUUUCUGUUUAGAAGAGAAGACUCAACAUGAUAGAGAGGUCCCAAAGGUCGCUGGAUAGCGGGAGGUGUUAGAAAGGGAACAAGGAAAAGAAAAUUCAGGGAGCUGCGAAAUAAACAGGAUCAUAAAGGGGGACAAAGUACAGACCUCACUAAUAACACCCCCAACCUCUGUAUUGGGCUGAUCAACUCUAUCUGUCCACCUUCUGGGGAAUACUCUACGAUCCUUUACUGAUAGAAUGUUAUACAGCAGAAGGACAGACACCUAAUGAGGACACAAGGACACAAGCCACACCAGGACAACUGGAGAUCUGCUGGAGAGACUCCCCUUCCAGAACCUCAUCAUCCAGAAAGGAUUUUCUUCCAGAGGAAAACAGCAAUGAAACACUCGGUUGGCAUAUUCUCCAGAUCUGAUAAAAGAGAUUAUUCCUGGCUGGUGACACUUCUAUCAUCGAGUGACUUCAGUGAUUGCAUCCAGGAUGUGAGGUCCACCGUCAUAUCCAAUAGUGGUUUUCAGCAGUUUAUAGAUGAUGCAUCUCAGUGCUCUCUGGGGAUCCUUUAUCACACCAAGAAUAGAGGACGAGUCAACAUCACCGAUAUAUCCGGAUCACUCUACGAUGACGAGCUGGACAACCUGAAUCAAUUACUUGGGAGAGACAAUGUGAUUGUGGUGGUUGAUGAUGUGGAGGACAGCAGCCAUGAGGAGAAGAUUCGGAUCCUGGAGAGUCAGCCCACUAUUAGGAAACUGGCCUCUGAUUUGCUUCUCAUUACAAAAACUGAAAAAAAUAACUCCAAAACCUCUAUGACAAAACUAAGAACCUUGAUGCCUUUCAAUUCUUCUUCAGCGCUACAAGGAAGCAGCACCUACGGAGGUCCUGAUCCUCGGUCCGGUGGACACAAUCUGGAGGAAAAGCUCACAGACACCAAUAAAACAAAUCACGGACCACUCCGUGGUGACAAGGGUCCCAACACAAAAUCAUCAUAUGAGAUUUUAAAGCCAUGGAUCAGCAGCAAGAGUCCGGAGGUAUCAUUCCGCGAUGAGGGUCCUCCGAUAUGGAAAGACUAUGAUUGUUUUAAGUCCAUUAGGAAAAGUUCGAUACCAAUGGGCAGCGGUGAGGAGUUUGAGAUUCCAUUGAGCAAUAAACAGUUCUGCAAUAUUUACUAUGAAAGUCAAAAAAUACCUCUCAGCACUGAGAACGUAGAGACCUGGCCCAGCUGGGAGACUGAGAACAUCUAUGAGGAUCCAGAUUCAUGGAUCAAUGACAAACCUAAGCCUAAGAUUAAGCCUAAAAGAAAGUCAACGAUUUGGUACAGUUCUAAAUAUUCCGAGAUGUUGCCCGACAAUGAAUCCCAAGAGGAUGAAUUCUGUGGUAAAACGUCUAACAUAGGGAUUGAUUGUGAGAUUUCAGAAAAACCGCCUAGCAAAGGUUACCCAACCUACCGAAUGAACAAGGAAACUUCUAGGAUACGGUACGGUUCUGAGAGUUCAAAGAAACCACCAAUUGAUGAAUUUUCAGGGAUCUAUUUAUACAACAAACCUGAGAUUGGGUUCACCUAUAAGAGUUCCGGGUCAAACCCUAGGUGUGAGAGGUCAGAGGAACUGUGUGAUAAGAGUUCUGGGUCAAGCCCUAGGUGUGAGAGGUCAGAGGAACUAUGUGAUAAGAGUACCGGGUCAAGCCCUAGGUGUGAGAGGACAGAGGAACUAUGUGAUAAGAGUUCCGGGUCAAGCCCUAGGUGUGAGAGGUCAGAGGAACUAUGUGAUAAGAGUACCGGGUCAAGCCCUAGGUGUGAGAGGUCAGAGGAACUAUGUGAUAAGAGUACCGGGUCAAGCCCUAGGUGUGAGAGGUCAGAGGAACUAUGUGAUAAGAGUACCGGGUCAAGCCCUAGGUGUGAGAGGACAGAGGAACUAUGUGAUAAGAGUUUCGGGUCAAGCCCUAGGUGUGAGAGGUCAGAGGAACUGUGUGAUAAUAGUGACUCAAUGUGCGAAGGUGAGAGCCGUGACACACCGCUAAGGAAAAUGAGUCCCAAGGCACAAAAGAGUCCCAAUAGUCAGUCCAUCGGUCCAAACUUUUCUGAUGUGAUCGAUGAACUGAAAAGAAAACAAAAUAAAAUAAGGAACUUGCCCCACUAACACAUCUUCCUAGAUGCUCCAUAGCCACUUGCUGACCGCCCUAUAGCAGAAUCACAUAUACUAUAUAUGCAGGACAUGUUCCUAAGCUUUUGGGUAGCGGCACAAAUGGGCGCCACCGAAGGCUUGCUCCUGCUGUGAUUAUACACAGCAGGAGUCGAUCAGCGGGUAUCGUUGACUCGAUGUCUGCCGACACCUGCCGAUUAUCCUGUAGAGUAGGGGUCUGAAACUGGUGGCCCUCCAGCUGGGAAAAAACAAUGCCCCAUCUUUGGUGUCAGUAGGAGGAAUUGUGCCCAACCAUU
Rana temporaria (common frog) is the source of this 2453-nucleotide messenger RNA. RefSeq lists its product as uncharacterized. NCBI's taxonomy places the organism in Eukaryota, Metazoa, Chordata, Amphibia, Anura, Ranidae. The transcript has 4 exons. Bases 292 to 2154 code for a protein of 620 amino acids. The record is from RefSeq and is a predicted model, not a curated record.